CUAGUUUUAUAUGUAUGUGAUUACGAGGUUAGAAAUCGGUAAAACACGUGUUUCGUUCGCGUCUGAUUUUCGUUUAAAAUAUUUGACUUAUUUUAUGUAUAAAAUAGUCGUAAUUAAUUAAAUACGUUUGGCAAAAUGCCACGCGCUAAGAAAGCUUCCGAAGAUGAAGCAGAAUCGAAACCUGUUCGCAGAACUCGACAAACAUCAUCUGUUACUGAUUCUCCUGUAAGAAGAAGUACUCGUAAUAAACCUCAAGUUGAUUCUUCACCAGAACCAAUAAUCGAAAGUAACAAUGUUCCUAAAAGAUCUACUCGAAAACGAACACCAACUCCUGAUCUGGAGUCAUCUCAAACGACCAGAAAUUUAAGAAGACGCAACGUCAAAUCUGAAUCAGAAGCUGCAGCAACUCCACCAGUUGCUAGAGUCACGCGUAGAACUCGAGCAUCUUCUGUAGCAGCAGAAACUAGCAAAUCUAAGAGUAAAAAAUCGACUGGAACUUCUGGAAAGGAACGUCGACGUUUGAUUUCCGUUCCCACAGAACCUUCCCUUCUUGAAGAGCAAAGUGAUGAGUUUGAAACUUCGGAGAAACAGCCAGAUAAUCAAAAUUCCUCUCACGAGAGUUUCGAGAAAACAGACGAUGAUCAGACUCAAGAAGUCUCCUCAUCCAAAGAAGAUGAAAUCGAAGAAUCGAUAAUCGACCCUGCCGAAGAUUCCAUCAUGAUAAUCGACGAAAUAACCGGCGUCAAAUCCGUUGUAAAGAAAAAGGAGAAGUACACGGGCAUCGAAAAAAGACUCAGGAGUCGAUUGUUGGCCAGCCAACUCAACUUCAGCAACAAUGAGAGUUUAAACGAAUCCAAAAGUAACGAGGUACCGGAACUUGAAACGAAAAAGGAACGACGUUCCAGCAAACAAGAUUUUCAGACCUCAAAUCUUGAAAAUAACGAUGUCGGAGAUGAAGAUUCAGAUAAUAAAAUGGAAGUCGAAGAAGAAGUUUUUAAAGAAAAAACUCCGAUGAAGAAAUCUAGUUUAGGUAAGAAAAAUCUCGGGGGAGAGGAGAAUGUGGAAGUUUAUGAAGAAAAGAGUCCGAGGAAAAGCAGUGGGAAAAAAAUCAGUUUGGGAAAGAAAAGUUCCGAAGAAGAAGACGAAAGUUUGACAGAAGUUUUGAAAGAGAAGUCUCCAAGGAAAAGUGGCGGGAGAAAAUCCACUUUAGAAAAGGAAAGUUCCCGAGAAGCAGAUGAGAACUUGGAAGAAGAAAAGACGAAAGAAGUUUUGAAAAAUAAGACUCCAAGAAAAAGCAGCGGGAAGAAAUUGAGUUUGGGAAAAAAAAGUUCCGUAGAAGAAGACGAGUGUUUGGAAGAAAGGAUUAAAGAAGUUUUGAAAGAGAAGACUCCAAGGAAGAGUGAGGGGAGAAACUCCAGUUUGGGAAAGAAAAGUUCCGGAGAAGAAGACGAGAAUUUAGAAGAAGAAAAGGGAAAAGAAGUUUUGAAAGAGAAGACUUCUAGAAAAAGCAGCGGGAAGAAAUCCAGUUUAGGAAAGAAAAGUUCCGAAGAAGAAGACGAGAGCUUGCAAGAAGAAAAGAGUAAAGAAGUUUUGAAAGAUAAGUAUCUGAGGAAAAGCAGCGGCAGAAAAUCCAGUUUGGGAAAGAAAUGUUUUGGAGAAGAAGACGAGAAUUUAGAAGAAGAAAAGGGAAAAGAAGUUUUGAAAGAGAAGACUCCGAGAAAAAGCAGCGGGAAGAAAUCCAGUUUGGGAAAGAAAAGUUCCGAAGAAGAAGAGGAGAGUUUGGAAGAAAGGAUUAAAGAAGUUUGGAAAGAGAAAGAGACUCCAAGAAAGAGUGCGGAAAGGAAAUCCAGUUUGGGAAAGAAAAGUUCUGGAGAAGAAAACGAGAGUUUGGAAGAAGAAAAAAGUAAAGAAUUUUUGAAAGAGAAGACUCCGAGGAAAAGCAGCGGGAAGAAAUCCAGUUUGGGAAAAAAAAGUUCCGUAGAAGAAGACGAGAGUUUGGAAGAAAAGAUUAAAGAAGUUUUGAAAGAGAAGAUUCCGAGGAAAAGCAGCGGCAGAAAAUCCAGUUUGGGAAAAAAAAGUUCCGGAGAAGAAGACGAUAAUUUAGAAGAAGAAAAUAGAAAAGAAGUUUUGAAAGAGAAGACGCCGAAAAAAAACUGCGGCAGUAAAUCCAGUUUGGGAAAGAAAAGUUCGGGAGAAGAAGACGAGAAUUUGCAAGAAGAAAAGAAUAAAGAAGUUUUAAAAGAGAAGUCUCCGAAAAAAAACUGCGGCAGUAAAUCCAGUCUGGGAAAGAAAAGUUCCGAAGAAGAAGUGGAGAGUUUGGAGGAAGAAAAGAGUAAAGAAGUUUUGAAACCACGGAAGAGUGGCGGGAGAAAAUCCAAUUCGGAAAAUGUAAGUUCCGGAGAAAAAGACCAGGUUUUGGAAGAAGGUAUUAAAGAAGUUUUGAAAGAGAAGACUCCAAGGAAGAGUGAGGGGAGAAAAUCCAGUUUGGGAAACAAAAGUUCCGGAGAAGAGGACGAGAAUUUAGAUGAAGAUAAUAAUAAAGAAGUUUUGAAAGAGAAGACUCCGAGGAGAACCAGCGGCAGAAAAUCCAGUUUGGGAAAGAAAAGUUCCGGAGAAGAAGACGAGAAUUUAGAAGAAGACGAGGAUUUAGAAGAAUACGAGAAUUUAGAAGAAGAAAAGAGAAAAGAAGUUUUGAAAGAGAAGACGCCGAGGAAAAGUGGAGGAAGGAAAUCCUUGGAGAACAAAAGUUUUGGAGAAGAAAACGAAAGUAAUGAGUUGAAUAAUUUUAGAAGUUCAGAGGGAAUUUCCAAUGUCAAAGAGAAUCCUAGUAAAAAAGAGAAGACUCCUUAUAAAGAGAAGACUCCUUAUAAAGAGAAGACUCCGAAGAAAGAUGAUAACCCAUCUAACCAACUUUUCAAUGAAUUUGCAGUCGAUGAAGGCAUUGAUUUGAUUGACGAAACUAAAGAUGAAGACUUUUUCCCGGAACCUAUGGAAGUAGACGUUUCAGAUCAAAAAAUGGAUGAUUCUAAACAUGAAAGUGAUAUAGAAACGAUUGACGUUUCGGAGAAAAUGUGCCGUUAUUUCAAACCUCGAAAAAGUAUGAUAGACAUCGGAAGUGAGAAGCUCUCAAUCUCUAAACAGCGAUCCAGUCUCGGAAAUAAACAGUUAGAUUCUGUUGAUUAUAGCGAUCAAAAGGAGAAGAAGAGUAGAAAAUCCAAGGAAAUGGAUUCAGAGUCUGAUAACUGUGAAUUAAAAUCUUUGGUUGAUGAUCUUUCGUCAGAAAGUAUACCUGACAGAAAGUCCGCAACUUCUCUAAACAGAAAGUCUCUUAAUUCCGAUAAAAGGAAGUCAUAUUCUUCUGAGAUAAGAGAUUCCUAUUCGCUUUCAAGUGGACCGACUUCUUUCCAGCUUGUAGUGACUCCCGAUAGAGAUGAAAUUUCGAAUUCGCACAAAAGCAGCGAAAAGAAAAAUAGGAAAAGGAAGAGAGACAGUUCAGAAUUAGAUGAAAGUUACGAGAUUUCGAUGCUUGACAGUGAGAAAGAAUCUUUUGCGGAAAAAGAUAUGGAUAAGGAUACGACCUUGACUGAAGUAAAUAUUGAGGCAGGUGUAGAAAAGCCGAGAGAUCGUAGAUCCUUGAGUAAAAGGAGGUCGAACUCUCUUGAAUUUGCAAGAAAAACUGAAUCGAAAGAAAAAGAGAAGAAAACUCCAAGUAGUCUUCGAAAGAAGAAGAGAUUGUCGGCGGAGGUGAACGAGGUGGAAGCUGCAGGACAGAAGAAAACACCAAAGAAGGAUCAAAGUUUGCUGUCGAAGUCUUUGGAAGAGGGAGAAAUUUUUAAUUCUGAGGAAGAGAUUAUCAAUUCUGACGAUGAGGAUGAAUUGCUGAAAAGUUAUGAAGAAGGUCUUGAUAAAAAUCGGAAAAGGAGAUCGAAAUCAAAAUCCGUUGGGGUUGAGUCAUUAAUGGAAGAGAAGGAAAUGUCGAUUAGGAAAUCUUUCGAUAAUAACGGAUCGAUGUCUAGUUCUUUGGAAUACGGAAACGAAUUUGAAGAACAGGAAGAAUCAAGCUUGAGAAAGUCCUCUGGGAAAGAAGGAAAUAAUGAUUCUAAUUCACUUGUUCAGAGAUUGAAAGCUAAUUCCGAAGAAGGGCAAAUGUCGGAAAAGACGCCGAAGAAAUUGAACAAAUCACAAACUGAGAAGAAAUUAAAUGGGGAUGGAGAAAAUGGAGAAAGCAAAUCAUCGGAUGAGGAAUCAAUGGAUGAUGAGUCAAUUCCAACAGUUAUAAGGGCUCGGAAAAGUAAGAGCAUUGGCACGACACCGUCUUUAUCGCCGAUGAAGGCGAGAUUGAAUAAAUUGAAGGAUCCAGAGGGAAGUGGAAAGAAGGGGAUCGGGAAGAAAAUCGAAGAUAAGGAAUUUUUGGAUGUUAGCUCGAAGAUUCCUGCUUUUAUGUUCAGCCAAACUAGCAGCGAGAGUGAGGAUGACGGGGGAGACUCUGCCGAUGACGGUUCGAAAAGUAUAGACUCCGACAUCGCCAAAGAAUAUAAUCUCGAUGGUGAAACUAUUACCCACUAUUCUGAUGAUGACGUACCUGCGGAUAAUUGUCAAGCCUCAGAAACCGAAAAUUCGGAUUCCGAAGAUGAAGGUUCAGAUCUGGCAGAUUUCGUCGUUGAUGAGAGUGAAGAAGAAGAUGAAAGCGAAGAGGACGAACAGGACGCUGAAGAUGAAGAAGACAGUGACGACUCUGUUUUUGAACACAAUUUAGGAAAAUCUCCUAAAGUAACUAUGCCAGAAACCAAUACCGACAAUUUAAAUUCCGCUACCGAAGAAGAAGAUGACGACAACAAGGAGAAACAACCCGAAGAACCGGGAAAAGAGCAGUCACCUUCCAAAGUCAAAGAAAUCCGACGAAGUCCAAACUGUUCCACCAAAGUUGUGAAUGCAGGCCAGGAAAAUCAAUUUAAAGAACCGGAAACAGAAAUCCAAGGCCAGGAAAGAAAAAAUCCAGAUAUGGAAACAGAUAUUCAGGAACGUGAAAUGCAAAUUGAGGCAGAGAAAAAAUCUCCCGAGAAAGAACAAAAAUUCAAAGUAAAUCUUUGUUCAGAAUCGGAAUCCGAGAACUCGACCGACAAAAUUCUAAAAAAUUCCGAAGCUAAAUUGGCAAAAAGUCCUGUAGCAAACGUUUCUCUUAUCGAUGUAAAUGAAGAGAACAGGAAAAUCUCGAAGAAACUUAAAAAGAAGAAAGAAAAAGAGGGAUCAAAAGCAGAAGCAACUAAAGUUUCCAAAUCCGAGAAGCAGAAAAGAAAUAAGAAUCUAGAUGAAGAAGAUCAGAAGCUGAAGAAAAGAAAACCUGGAGACAAGUUCCCAGUGGCUUGUUCCACUCGUUACGAAGCGUCUUCCGAUUCUGAGGAUGAACUCGAAACUUUAAGUUUUGCCGAUGCAAGAAACGAGACUUUGCAUGUCAGCAAAAAGGAAUCUGAGGGCAUAAAAGCAGGCAAGGCAUUAAAGAAAAAUAAGAAAAAGGGACGCGUUGAAGAAUCAAAGGUUGUGAUUAGUUCCGGAAAUAUUAAACGCUUGCCGGAUGAACUGAUCGAAGAUCUUGAAGAUGUUCCAAGACCGAAAAAGAGACAAAAGGUCUCGAAACAAAAUGAUUUCACGACACCUUCUCUUGGAAUGCAUGAUCGACGUUACAGUGUUGCAUCAAAAAGUAAAAGUCUUAUUUCUGCAAGUGAUUGUGGAAGCACAACUGAUUUUGAGGUUAUGAGUCUCAAAAAAAAAGAAAAAAAAAUAAAAGCACAAAGUUCUUUGGCUUUAAAGUGGUUUAAACAGAGAAUGCUUGCUAGAAAUAUUCGUCAGCCAAUUUCGGUUUAUCUGAGUCAACAACAGAAAAGAAGGGCCGCUGGAAAGGACCUUUUUUGAGGUUGAUUGAAAAAGAUAAUACAAAAUUAGGCCAUUUUGUAAAUAAGUUAGUGAGUCUUUGCUUCCAGGCUCGAUAAUUUAAGAUUAAGGUCAAAGCGAUUCUGCAUCUUUUUUAUUGUUUAUCUUAUUUUAGGAGAGUAUAUAAUUUUUGUAUGAAAAUGUAGCAGGCAAAAUAAAGAAUGCAAAGUGCAAAUAUUUUUAUUAUAUGAAAAUGUUUAAAAGAUAAUGAGUUUUGUAAAAUCUGUUGCAGAUUAAACCGUUUAUUUUGUAGACAUACGUUUUUUCUUGAAUAUUUGGAACAUUAUAUUUUUGUGUCGGCACAUGUGAAUGAAUGUGACUCGAUGUGACUGGAAAGUAUAUGUAUUUAGAGAAAGAUAUGAAUUUUCGUUAAUGUUUUUGUGUAAAGGUGUGUUGUGAGAGUAUGUGUAGUAAUUAUUAAUUAUAAAUAUACUUUUUUGAAGAAG
This is a messenger RNA of Belonocnema kinseyi, 6374 nucleotides long. Its product is annotated as myb-like protein X. Bases 136 to 5910 code for a protein of 1924 amino acids. The transcript has 5 exons. The record is from RefSeq and is a predicted model, not a curated record. NCBI's taxonomy places the organism in Eukaryota, Metazoa, Arthropoda, Insecta, Hymenoptera, Cynipidae.